AUGGCCAAGGACACCCUGGACGUCCGCCCUCCGCGGACCUCUUCUCGCUCCCCCAGUCGCUCGCCCCGGCCCAAGAACCGCAAGAAGGCUACAGCAGUAGCCUCAAGCUACCAAUCAGAUGGCGUUACAGAUAACGACAUCUUCAACCUCCCGACAUCCGACUACAAGGUCAUGGUUCUGGUGACGUUGGUAGCCGCCGUGGUGCGGCUCUUCAGAAUCUACCAGCCGACCAGCGUUGUCUUCGACGAAGUGCACUUCGGUGGAUUUGCGACCAAAUACAUCAAAGGCCGCUUCUUCAUGGACGUCCACCCCCCUCUAGCCAAACUCCUUAUUACACUCGCUGGAUGGCUUGCUGGUUUCAAAGGCGAUUUCGACUUCAAGGAGAUCGGAAAAGACUAUCUUGAACCGGGAGUGCCAUAUGUGGCCAUGCGCAUGCUUCCCGCCCUCCUAGGAGUGCUCACUGUACCCAUUAUGUUCUUGACCCUGAAGGCUACCGGAUGCCGUACCGCCACUGCUGUGCUAGGAGCUGGUGCCGUCCUUUUUGAAAACGGAUUGAUCACGCAAUCCCGUUUCAUCCUCUUGGAUUCUCCUCUGGUGUUUUUCACGUCCCUCACUGCAUUGUCCUUCACUUGCUUUACGAACCAACAGGAAUUAGGGCCAUCGGCUGCCUUCCGCGGACCCUGGUGGUUCUGGCUGGUCGCUACUGGAUUGAGUCUGGGUGCCACUCUCAGUACCAAGUGGGUUGGUCUAUUUACAGUCGCCUGGGUUGGUUCCCUGACCAUCCUCCAACUCUGGGUUGUCCUCGGAGAUACCAAGACUGUUACCCCCCGUCUCUGGUUCAAGCAUUUCUUUGCCCGGGUGUUCUGCUUGAUCGUGAUUCCCUUGGGUUUCUACUGCUCUAUGUUUGCAAUCCACUUCCUGUGCUUGGUCAACCCUGGAGAAGGUGACGGUUUCAUGUCCUCUGAGUUCCAGGCGACUCUAAAUUCAAAGGGCAUGGCCGCUGUGCCCGCGGAUGUUGUCUUCGGCUCUCGCCUUAGCAUCCGCCAUCAUAAUACGCAGGGCGGAUAUUUGCACUCCCACAGCCAUAUGUAUCCCACUGGAAGCAAACAGCAGCAGAUCACCCUUUACCCCCAUAAGGAUGACAACAACCUGUUCAUCGCUGAGAACCAGACUCAGCCUCUUGGCGCAGACGGUGCAGAAAUUGCGGGUCCUUUUGCUUGGGAUAACAUCACGACAAACUAUAUCGAAGAUGGCGCAGUCAUCAGGCUCAACCACAUGAUGACCCAGCGGAGGAUUCACUCCCACAACGAACGGCCCCCAGUGACCGACGUCGAUUGGCAAUUCGAAGUCUCUGCCUACGGAUACGAAGGUUUCCCUGGUGAUGCUAACGACUACUGGCGCAUUGAGAUUGUCAAGUCAUUGUCGGAUGGCGAAGAGGCCAAGAAGCGAUUACGGACUAUUCAGUCGAAAUUCCGCCUGGUCCAUGUCAUGACUGGCUGUGUCCUGUUCUCUCAUAAGGUAAAACUUCCCGAAUGGGGUUUCGAUCAACAGGAAGUCACUUGCGCAAAGGGCGCCUCUUUGCCCAACAGCAUUUGGUACAUCGAGAACAACAAGCACCCCAUGCUGCCUCCGGAUGCUGAGAAAGUCACCUACCGAAACCCAGGCUUUUUCGGCAAAUUCUUCGAGCUCCAGAAGGUGAUGUGGACUACCAACGCUGGUUUGACCGACUCGCACGCCUGGGACUCACGCCCCCCUUCGUGGCCUACUUUACUCCGUGGUAUCAACUUCUGGGGUCGCGACCACCGUCAGGUUUACCUCUUCGGAAACCCAUUCGUCUGGUAUUCGUCUACUGCAGCCAUCUUGGUUUACGUUAUCUUCAAAGGAAUAUCCCUCCUACGUUGGCAACGUAACUGUGAUGACUAUCGCAGCUCAACCUUCAAGAGGUUUGACUACGAAAUCGGUACCGCUGUUCUUGGCUGGGGCUUCCACUACUUUCCGUUCUAUCUCAUGGCCCGUCAGCUCUUCCUGCACCACUACUUCCCCGCUCUUUACUUUGCUAUCCUUGCGCUGGCCCAGGAAUUUGACUUCAUCACGAGCCGUAUUCGCAGCUUUGGUCUGCCAUCUCGGCCAGUCAUUGGGAAGGCCUUGGCUGGUGUCUUCCUAGGGCUCACGAUCUUCGCAUUCACCCUUUACUCUCCUCUGGUUUAUGGAAACCCGUGGACAAAGGACGCCUGCCGGCAGGUCAAGCUUCUGAAGACCUGGGACUUCGACUGCAAUACUUUCUAUACUGACUUGAAUCAAUAUGUAACCCACUUCACCAGCGCGAACCCCGCUGUCCCAACAACGCCGGCAGCUAUCCCUCGGUCGGUGGCCGCUCCGGCCAAGGCCCAGCCGAAGCAGGAGAAGGAGGAAGCCAAGGUUGAAAGUCCGGAAUCAAGCAUCACAUCCAGCAGCUCUCCGAAACUUCGCGGAACCCAGGCACGAGUCGAAUACCGUGACCAACAGGGUAACAUCCUCGAUGAGGCUGUGGUAGAGUCAUUACGAAAGGAGGGCAAAGUAUCAUUUGAGACGAAACAUGAGACUCGAACUCGGCUGGAGCAUGGCCACUUAGUGGACGUUGUCGAUGGCAAGGUCGCUCCGCCUCACCCGGAUGUUGAAGGUCAGAAUCCUGAAACUCAAGGCAAGGCAGACGAGAUUGUGGAGGACAGUCCAGCCUCUGCAGCUGGUGCAGGAAGCUCGGUGGAAGAGCCAAAUUCUCCUGAGCCUAGGCCCGCCAGUGAGGGAAAUGAGGCCACCAAUUGA
Messenger RNA from Aspergillus mulundensis, 2802 nucleotides. RefSeq names its product protein mannosyltransferase 1 (gene pmt1). The transcript is spliced from 5 exons. Gene Ontology annotation, cellular component: membrane; endoplasmic reticulum. Gene Ontology annotation, molecular function: dolichyl-phosphate-mannose-protein mannosyltransferase activity. The coding region runs from base 1 to 2802 and encodes 933 amino acids. The record is from RefSeq and is a predicted model, not a curated record. Gene Ontology annotation, biological process: protein O-linked glycosylation via mannose. Lineage: Eukaryota; Fungi; Ascomycota; Eurotiomycetes; Eurotiales; Aspergillaceae.